AACGCUUGUACUCCUAUUGGACUUAGUAAAAAAAAAGUACACUUUAACGGAAAAACCGCACUUUAUAUUCAAAAAAAAUGUAAUCCAAAGAAACGCGUAAAACGGUGUCGUGUAAUAGUAGAGUAGCUUGCUUAAUCUCUCACAUGAACAAUGUAAUAAAACCCACUGGAAGCAGCAACUUCCCAGUUCACACUUCCGUGUGAACCUUACUCUCACAAAUACCAAUUUUUUUUUUAUUUUUUUUUCAAACUUUGCUAAUUCACAUUUUUUAUACUCCCUUUUUAAUUUAAUUUAUUGGGAAGAGAAAAUUAUUUUCAUUUUUUCUCUAUUUUUUUUGGUUUAAUAUAAUCUGGGUUUUUUAGAAACUUUUGCAUAAAUCUAAAUUUUCCAUAUUAGCUUUGCUAUUUGCAAUAAUUAUUACAACUCUUAUUGCAUUUUUCUUACAAUCUGUUAUCUCUUCUCUUUUUGGUUGAGCAAGAACAGCAUGUUACUGCUAUUUUUCGCCAUUGAUUUGAAUUUGAAGCUUCUUUACUAAGAUCCCAUUAAAGAUCUCUUCCUUUAUGCUCAAAGUGGUAUAUACAAAUGGCAUCUAAAUCUUUUAAGCAAAGUCGCUCGAAUCUAUCAGCGAGCACUGAUGCAUCUGAGUUGCAGCAACUCAGACCUCCCCUUCCUCCAACUGUAAGCUUUGGUCGACGCUCCUCUGGUCGCUAUACUAACCGUUCGAGGGAUGAUCUUGAUAGUGAACUUUCGAGUUCAGAAUAUGCACAGUAUACUGUGCAGAUACCUCAAACGCCUGAUAACCAGCCAAUGGACCACACCAUUUCACAAAGGGUUGAGGAGCAAUAUGUUUCCAACUCUCUUUUUACUGGAGGGUUUAAUAGUGUUACAAGAGCUCAUCUCAUGGACAAGGUUUUUGAUUCUGAAGCUAGCCACCCACAGAUGGCUGGUGCCAAGGGAUCCUCUUGUGCGAUCCCUGGAUGCGAUGGGAAUGUGAUGAGUGAUGAGAGGGGUGAGGAUAUUCUUCCUUGUGAAUGUGAUUUCAAGAUAUGUCGUGACUGCUACAUUGAUGCAGUCAAGUCUGGGAACUCAUUGUGUCCUGGUUGUAAGGAACCUUACAAGAAUACUGAAUUGGAUGCGGCAACUGGUGAAAGACCGCUCCCACUUCCACCUGCAGGCGGAAUGAACAAGAUGGAGCGGAGAUUGUCGUUAAUGAAAUCGACAAAGUCGGUGUUGAUGAGAAGUCAGACUGCAGAAUUUGAUCACAGUCGGUGGUUAUUUGAAACAAAGGGGACAUAUGGUUAUGGAAAUGCUAUUUGGCCAAAAGAGGGAGCUCCUAGUGAUGGUAAUGGAGAGGAUGGAGAAGUGCAAGAUCCUCAGGAAUUGAUGAACAAACCUUGGAGGCCACUUACUCGGAAAGUGAAGAUUCCUGCUGCUGUUCUCAGUCCUUAUCGGUUGCUCAUUUUUGUGCGAAUGGUUGUUCUCGGUUUCUUCCUUGCAUGGAGAGUCAAACAUAAAAAUGAAGAUGCAUUAUGGCUGUGGGGCAUGUCUGUGGUCUGUGAGAUUUGGUUUGCCUUCUCUUGGCUUCUUGAUCAGAUGCCAAAACUCUGCCCCAUAAAUCGUGCUACAGAUCUUAAUGUUCUGAAAGAGAAGUUUGAGACACCUAGUUCUAACAAUCCAACUGGAAGAUCAGAUCUCCCUGGAAUAGAUAUUUUUGUGUCUACUGCAGAUCCAGAAAAAGAGCCUCCUCUUGUCACUGCCAACACUAUUUUGUCUAUCCUAGCUGCUGAUUAUCCUGUCGAAAAGCUGUCUUGCUAUGUUUCUGAUGAUGGUGGUGCCCUUCUUACCUUUGAGGCCAUGGCUGAAGCUGCAAGCUUUGCCCAUAUGUGGGUCCCUUUUUGCCGUAAGCAUAAUAUUGAGCCAAGGAAUCCUGAUUCUUACUUUAGUCUGAAGAAGGAUCCAUACAAGAAUAAAGUUCGCCAAGACUUUGUUAAAGACCGUAGGCGUGUAAAAAGAGAAUAUGAUGAAUUCAAGGUUCGGAUCAAUGGUUUGCCCGAGUCUAUUCGACGGCGAUCUGAUGCUUACCAUGCCAGGGAAGAAAUCAAAGCCCUUAAACUUCAGAGACAAAAUCCAACCGAUGAACCUUUUGAGGUUGUUAAAAUUCCGAAAGCUACUUGGAUGGCUGAUGGAACUCACUGGCCUGGUACUUGGAAUCAUCCUUCUCCUGAACACUCAAAGGGAGAUCAUGCAGGAAUCAUACAGGUUAUGCUCAAGCCUCCGAGUGAAGAACCACUUUUAGGUGUUCCUGAUGAUUCCAAGCUUCUUGACCUUACAGAAGUUGACAUCCGCCUUCCCCUGCUGGUUUAUGUGUCACGUGAGAAGCGCCCUGGUUAUGAUCACAACAAAAAGGCUGGAGCCAUGAAUGCAUUGGUGAGAGCAUCUGCAAUCAUGUCUAAUGGUCCCUUCAUUCUCAACCUGGAUUGUGACCAUUAUAUUUACUAUGCCCAAGCAAUGAGAGAAGGCAUGUGUUUCAUGAUGGACCGUGGUGGGGAUCGCAUAUGUUAUGUACAGUUCCCUCAAAGGUUUGAGGGUAUUGACCCCUCUGAUCGGUAUGCCAACAAUAACACAGUUUUCUUUGACGUCAAUAUGCGAGCCCUUGAUGGGCUUCAAGGCCCAGUCUAUGUCGGAACUGGUUGUCUAUUCAGAAGAAUGGCCCUUUAUGGCUUUGAUCCACCUCGUGCAAAAGACCGUGCUCCUAGUGUCUGGGAUUGCUGCUUUCGACGUAGCAAAAAACGCGCUGCAGCUGAAGAGAACCGAGCUCUGAGAAUGGGUGACGACUCUGACGAUGAAGAAAUGCCUCUUGCCACAUUUCCUAAGAAAUUCGGCAACUCUAGGUUCCUUAUUGAUUCAAUCCCUGUGGCAGAGUACCAAGGCCGUCCGCUGGCUGAUCACCCUGCAGUCAAGAAUGGAAGGCCACCUGGCGCUCUCACAAUCGGCCGUGAGUUGCUUGAUGCAAACACUGUUGCCGAGGCAAUCAAUUCCAUUUCUUGCUGGUAUGAGGACAAGACAGAAUGGGGGCAGCGUGUGGGUUGGAUCUAUGGUUCUGUUACAGAGGAUGUGGUCACUGGUUAUAGGAUGCACAACAGAGGUUGGAAGUCUGUGUACUGUGUCACCAAACGAGAUGCUUUCCGAGGGACUGCUCCAAUCAAUCUAACUGAUCGUCUCCAUCAGGUUCUUCGGUGGGCUACUGGCUCGGUUGAAAUCUUCUUCUCCCGCAAUAACGCCCUUCUUGCCAGCCCAAAGAUGAAAAUAUUGCAAAGGAUUGCAUACCUUAAUGUGGGUAUCUAUCCUUUCACCUCUAUUUUCCUAAUUGUAUACUGCUUCCUACCUGCACUCUCUCUCUUCUCCGGCCAGUUUAUCGUACAAACCCUGAAUGUCACUUUCCUCACCUAUCUACUAAUCAUUACUUUAACUCUCUGUCUGCUUGCUAUCCUUGAGAUCAAAUGGUCAGGCAUUCAGUUGGAGGAAUGGUGGCGAAAUGAACAGUUUUGGUUGAUUGGAGGGACAAGUGCUCAUCUUGCAGCAGUGCUCCAAGGCUUGCUGAAAGUGGUAGCGGGAAUUGAAAUCUCUUUUACCUUGACUUCUAAAUCUUCCGGUGAUGAGAACGAUGAUGAAUUUGCUGAUCUUUACAUCGUGAAAUGGACAUCUUUGAUGAUUCCACCUAUUCUGAUCAUGAUGCUUAAUUUGAUAGCAAUAGCAGUUGGGUUUAGCCGUACAAUCUACAGUACUAUACCCCAGUGGAGUAAGCUGAUAGGUGGGGUUUUCUUCAGUGUCUGGGUGUUGGCACAUCUGUACCCUUUUGCUAAAGGUCUGAUGGGAAGAAGAGGGAGGACACCUACUAUUGUUUUCGUAUGGUCGGGACUACUUGCUAUUACGAUUUCUCUCCUCUGGGUUGCUAUCAAACCUCCAUCAGAUACUGACCAAAUCGGAGGCUCAUUUCAGUUCCCUUAGAAGACAAGAUACCAAGCAACGUAACCUUCUUGAUGCCCAACACCCGGUUAUUAGCAAAAGCUGUGAUACCUGAAAAUGAUGUGCUUAACUUCUUGCUCAGGCACUCGAUACCAGCCACAUUGAGGUUUGACUACUUAAUCCGCUUCCCAACAGGGUCGAUGCUUCCUUCAUCAGAGCUCGAGUUUAUGCUUAAAGUCUCGAAUAAUGGGCGUAAGAGCUUCUUCCUUAACAAUGUUAAGAUAAUAAGCCCUGACCUCUGUGUUGCUGGAUCUUCAAUCAGGUGUCAUGGUAUAGAUGGGGUGUUGCAGGAUAUCAACAAAACACCUUCACUGCCUAAUUCUUCCUCUCCACCCUCGCUAGUGGUGGCUCCCCCUCCGUCCCUUUCACCUCCGACGACAGGUUUCAGUGGUUUUGAUAUGGCUCCUGCAGCCACCCCGCAACCCGCUGGUUCAAAUUCCAUCCCACACAAAUCCGGAUCUUCUCGUUUGGACUCCGGCCCGCGUCUAAUCGGGUAUUUGUCAAGCUGGGUUCUGAUGUCAAUAGUAUGGUGGAAUCUUUUAUAAACUAUUUAGGUGGUUUAAGUUUAGCUAUUGUAGGAUUAUUUCAUAUGAUGAUUCACUUGUCCACAUUAUGUUGCUGUUGAGAAGCUAUUAUCUUUCUAUAAUUUCCCAAUAUUUUUGGGAUUUAUUAAUUGCAUUAUAUUUAUAGCAAGAUAUAAUCAAUAUGAUGUGUACCAUUUGUCAUUUACCCAUUUCUAAUCAUACCAUUGCAUAUGCUAUU
This is a messenger RNA of Chenopodium quinoa (quinoa), 4788 nucleotides long. RefSeq names its product cellulose synthase-like protein D3. Gene Ontology annotation, molecular function: cellulose synthase (UDP-forming) activity; mannan synthase activity. Gene Ontology annotation, biological process: plant-type primary cell wall biogenesis; cellulose biosynthetic process. Gene Ontology annotation, cellular component: trans-Golgi network; plasma membrane. The transcript is spliced from 5 exons. NCBI's taxonomy places the organism in Eukaryota, Viridiplantae, Streptophyta, Magnoliopsida, Caryophyllales, Amaranthaceae. Bases 583 to 4008 code for a protein of 1141 amino acids. The record is from RefSeq and is a predicted model, not a curated record.